CAACGUUUUACCGUUUACCAGACAGUAGUUAAGCAAGAUGAAGUCCUUGCUUUUGGUCCUAGCUGUGGUUUAUGCAGUCAAGGCGCAGGAGUAUUCCACCACUCCAGGCUUCGAUGAUGAUUUAAGGGAUGAAGCAUAUGCCUUAUUAUAUGACGUAAAAGGAGCAGUAGAGCUCCAACAAAACAAAUCAAUCCAGGAAAUAAAUGAAUACACGGAAAGUAUUCAAUCUGAAUACCAGAGCGUAAAUAAAACUUUGAACGGAAAACGUAAACUAAUAGAAGAAAUUGACAACAAGACCACAAAUUGUCAGAUACAGGGAUACGACAUUACAAUUUGUAAUUGGUUGUUGAAGGAAGCAGUUGAUGGUUCAGGUCGUAUCGAUUUAAAAUGGAAAGUAUGUGAGCACACCUACAUUGAUAACUUGGAAAAGUCUGCAUCAGGAGCAGUCAUUGAUGUGAAGAACGCAUCCAUAAUUUUUUCUACUUUCGAAAAUCAAAUUUCCAAUUGCGGAAAGGAUGAGGAAUGUCUCUUGGACGUUAUUUCUGACUUAGUGAAAGAAAGAAGGAUCGUUUUGAAAAAAAUCAAUGAAUUGACGUCAAAUUUCAUCAGUAAACAGGAAAGUACCUUGAACAAUGCCAUUAACUGCGUUUUCGACGGUACAACUUCGUUCAUAGCUGAGCAUAAUAGUAUUUCGAAAAUUUACUGCGAUUGUACUUAUGCUGCCUACGAAAACCAGUACUAGUUAAAUUAAAUGAAUAUUUUAGAUGUA
Aethina tumida (small hive beetle) is the source of this 769-nucleotide messenger RNA. RefSeq lists its product as uncharacterized. The transcript is spliced from 2 exons. The record is from RefSeq and is a predicted model, not a curated record. NCBI's taxonomy places the organism in Eukaryota, Metazoa, Arthropoda, Insecta, Coleoptera, Nitidulidae. The coding region runs from base 38 to 742 and encodes 234 amino acids.